CAACCAUUUUCAACUUUUCUCUCUCUAUUUCCUCUCCAUAAUAUUUCAAUUAUCUAUGACUCUUCCAAUGAAAAAUAUGGUUUUUCCAAUGAUUUUCCUAAGGCUAGCAGAAUGGUUUGUGUACAAACUACUAGCAAACUCAUGUUACAAAGCAGCAAUGAAAGUUAAAAAUUCUGGCUAUUUUUUCAAGAAUUCAUCAUUUAGAUCACCCCAUCAAAUUCAACUAUACCCUAAUGUCUCCAAAUGUAAUUUACAUUCAAGAAAAUCAGAAACAAUUGCAUGUGACAUUCAAGGCACAUUACUUAGAUCUAAAUCUUUUUUCCCAUAUUUCAUGUUAAUUGCUUUUGAAGGUGGCAGUAUAAUAAGAGCCAUGUUGUUACUUUUAUCAAGUCCAUUUUUAUUGGUUCUUGAUUUUGAAGCUAAAUUGAGAGUUAUGGUGUUUAUAACUUUCUGUGGGAUGAAAAUUAAGGAUGUUGAGUGUGUUGGUAGAGCUGUUUUACCUAAGUUUUUUCUUGAAAAUUUGAAUGUUCAUGUGUAUGAAGUGAUGAAGUCAGUAGGGUCAAGAAUGGUAUUUACUAGUGUGCCUAGAGUUAUGGUGGAAGGUUUUUUGAAGGAGUAUUUGAGUGUUGAUUGUGUUAAAGGGACAGAAUUGCAUAUUGUUGGGAAAUAUUUUAGUGGAUUUGUGUCAUCUUCUGGGAUAUUAAUUAAGCAUAGAGCAUUGAAGGAAUUUGUUGGUGAAAAGCAACCAGAGAUUGGUAUUGGAAAUUCAUCAAGUCUUCAUGAUCAUUUAUUUAUCUCCCUUUGCAAGGAAGCUUAUGUGGUGAACAAAGAGGAUACUAUAUCAAUAUUGCCAAGGGAGAAAUAUCCAAAGCCAUUAGUUUUUCAUGAUGGAAGGCUAGCAUUUCUACCUACACCUCUUGCAACAUUAGUCAUGUUCAUGUGGCUACCAAUUGGAAUUCCACUAGCCAUUUUCAGAAUCUUCAUUGGCAUAUGUUUGCCUUACAAACUAGCCAUUUUGUUGGGCAAAUUGAGUGGUAUAAGGCUUAGAGUUAAGGGUACUGACCCUCCAAGAUUAGAAAAUGGACAAGGAGUUUUGUAUGUUUGCUCUCAUAGGACCCUUUUGGAUCCUGUGUUUCUUUGUACUUCUUUGGGAAAAUCUUUGACUGCAGUCACAUAUAGCUUAAGCAAAAUGUCUGAAAUUCUUGCUCCUAUCAAAACUGUCAGAUUGACAAGAUCAAGAAAGAAAGAUGGGGAAGCCAUGCAAAAAUUGCUUAGUGAAGGUGACUUAGUGGUAUGUCCAGAAGGAACAACAUGCAGGGAGCCAUAUCUAUUGAGAUUCAGUUCACUAUUUGCAGAAUUAGCCGAUGAGAUUGUACCAGUGGCUAUGAACACAAAUGUAAACAUGUUCUAUGGAACAACAGCUAGUGGGCUUAAAUGUUUGGACCCAAUUUUCUUCUUGAUGAACCCAAGACCUUGUUACAAUGUUGAAAUUCUUGGGAAAUUACCAAAAGAAUUAACUUGUGCUGGUGGAAAAUCAAGUCAUGAAGUGGCUAAUUACAUACAAAAACAAUUAGGUGCUGCAUUGGGAUUUGAAUGCACUAAUCUUACAAGAAGGGACAAGUAUUUAAUGCUUGCUGGUAAUGAAGGGGUAGUUGAAGAUCAAAAUUCAAGAAUAAAUACCCCUAAUUAAUUUUAAUUAUUUAUAGGAUUAGUUUUUUUUUUUUUUUUUUAACUUUAAUUUUCUCCUCCUUUGUUAUUUUCACCUUAUUUUAGCACAUAAUAUAAAGGUGAGUAUAUGUUUAUUAUCCUUCAAGGUAUGUAUGUAAUUAUUUCCUCUUCGUGUUCACUUAUUUAAUUAAUGGAGCAAUAAUAUUCUUUUCUUUUUUCGAA
Molecule: messenger RNA, 1890 nt
Organism: Capsicum annuum
Lineage: Eukaryota; Viridiplantae; Streptophyta; Magnoliopsida; Solanales; Solanaceae
Product: glycerol-3-phosphate acyltransferase 1
Exons: 3
Coding region: 56-1690 (544 amino acids)
Biological process (GO): cutin biosynthetic process
Cellular component (GO): membrane
Molecular function (GO): phosphatase activity; glycerol-3-phosphate 2-O-acyltransferase activity
Source: RefSeq, a predicted model, not a curated record